AAAUAUACUAUAUAAACAUAAACACAAUUCACAAAUACAAAUUUAUAACAAAAAAAAAAAAAAAAACCGAGGAAUUUACUAUUGAGUGUUGUUAAGUGUUUGUUUUAUCUAUAAUUGAAUAACAAAGCCAAACAAAACAAUUUUAAAAAAAUUGUAAGAGUAUUAAAUAAUUUUCUUUGUCUAUAUUUAAAUUGAAAAUUACAAAGUGCAAAAUGGCGAGCUUCGAAACAUGUGAUAAAAAUGGAAUGGAAACAGUGGAAAUUCAAGGUGAAAAAGAAAUUGAAGCCACAGAAGAUUCUGAAAAAAUCACCGUUAUAGAUCCUGACAGUGAAGAAUUGGAUUUCAAUCAUUCGCGGGUAACAAAAUUAGAGAAUUUGGAACCAUUGACAAAAAUUGAAAAAUUAUGCUUCACAUGGAAUCUGAUAACAAAGAUAGAAAAUCUUAAUACACUUGUUACUCUAAAAGAAUUGGAAUUACGUGACAAUCAAAUAACAAUUAUUGAAAAUUUGGAUUCUUUAGUCAAUUUGCAGGUUCUCGAUUUAUCUUCCAAUCGUAUCAAAAAAAUUGAAGGUCUCGAUAAUUUACAUAAUUUAAAAAAAUUAUUCCUCUCAACUAAUAAAAUAACACAAAUGGAAAAUGUUUCACAUUUAAAAAAUUUGAAUACCUUAGAAUUGGGUGACAAUAAAAUACGUGAAAUUGAAAAUUUAGAUGGUUUAAAUAAUCUUCAAAAUCUUUAUUUGGGAAAAAAUAAAAUAAAUAAAAUUCAAAAACUCGAAUCACUUAUUAAUCUUCAAUUAUUAAGUCUACAAAGUAAUCGUAUUACAGAAAUAGAAAAUUUAAUUGAAUUAAAAAAUUUAGAUCAACUUUAUUUAUCGGAAAAUGGAAUAACAUUAAUUGAAGGUUUAGAAAAUUGUCCAAAUUUAUUAACAUUAGAUUUGGCAAAUAAUAAAAUCAAGAAAAUUCAAAAUAUCGAUCAUCUCGAUAAAUUAGAGGAAUUUUGGGCAAAUAAUAAUUUAAUUGAAGAUUGGCCAACAGUGGAAAAUUUAGCAAAAAACAAAUUAUUGCAAACUGUUUAUUUGGAGAAUAAUCCAAUUGCAAAAGAUGCUAAUUAUCGAAGAAAAAUUAAAUUAAUUUUACCCUGGUUAUCGCAAUUGGAUGCUACUUUGUGUAGAUGAACAAAAACACUAAAUUGAAAUUUCAAAGAUCAAUGUUCUUACAUUAAGAACAACUUUAUAAAAAUAUUGAAUGAACAGAAUUUGAUGUUAUUUCGAUGUUGAAUGUUUUUUUCCAAACUAACAAAAAUAACAUUUCGUAUAUUUAACAAGAAACAAAUUUUUUGAUUGAUAAUGUGAUAAUUAAAGUGAAAAUUUAUGUAAAAAUAGUCAAAUACUAAUUUCUAAUUGUAUUUCUGUCA
Messenger RNA from Leptopilina boulardi, 1414 nucleotides. Its product is annotated as protein phosphatase 1 regulatory subunit 7-like. The record is from RefSeq and is a predicted model, not a curated record. The transcript is spliced from 6 exons. Bases 213 to 1175 code for a protein of 320 amino acids. Gene Ontology annotation, molecular function: protein binding. NCBI's taxonomy places the organism in Eukaryota, Metazoa, Arthropoda, Insecta, Hymenoptera, Figitidae.